This is a messenger RNA of Scylla paramamosain (green mud crab), 1709 nucleotides long. RefSeq lists its product as uncharacterized. Bases 1 to 1395 code for a protein of 464 amino acids. The transcript has 2 exons. Lineage: Eukaryota; Metazoa; Arthropoda; Malacostraca; Decapoda; Portunidae. The record is from RefSeq and is a predicted model, not a curated record.
AUGGGAUCAGGAGAGUUACUGCCCUUGAUCUGUGACCGCCAGCUGGGUAGUCUCCCGUGGCGCAGGGCCCCGCAGGUGGUGGUGGUAGUGGUGACGGCUGUAGUGACCGCGGCGGUGGUGGUGGUGGUGGCGGUGUCUGGCACGCGGCGCGGCCCCGGAGUCGUCGCGGCGGGCGACGUGGACGAGGUGGGAGGGGCGGGCGCGGGCGGCGCGGGGGGAGCGCCAAACAAGGUGGGCGCGGGGUGGCCGCCGCCCACGUCGUGCGGGUGCCGCGCUGUAUUCAGCGUGGGCGCGUGCGGCCUGUCGGAUGUGGCGGCGUUGCGGGACGGUGACGCGGCGUGGACGUCCGCGGUGGCUGGUGUCGGCACUGCGCGUGAGCGCAGAGACCAGCCCCUCAUGCCGCACCUAGCCACGCUGGCGCGCUACCUGCCGCGCCUCUUCCAGGUGGGCAUCACGCCAGGCGGCGGCGUGCAGGGCGACGCUUCCGUUAGCCGCGUGGGGCACAUCGCGCCAAUGCUGCCCUGCGCCCUGCACCACUACGCCCCCCAAGACGUGGCAACUUGCGCCCGCCGCCACCUGACCGCCACGGGCGCGCCGCUGCGGUUGGCCUUCGUGGGCGACUCCCUGGUGCGCAACACACUGCAGGAGAUGGUGCGCAGCACACGCGGCGCGCUGCACUACCGCGUGGAGGGCGCGGACGAGGAUGAGGCGCUCGCCUUCCUGGACAUGUCCGCCAAGUACGACACGCCUUUGCAGGCUGACGGCCUGGACCUCAGGUUCCACUGGUCCGCCUUUCUGGACAAGCCGCGCAACCCCGGGGACGUGACCCAUCAAGGAGCGCGGGAUCUGCUGGAGGCGUGGGCGGCGGGGCGCGCCGGGCCGCGGGCGGGGGACGGGCCGCCGCCCCACGUGGUGUACGCGAGCAGCGGGAUGUGGGACACCUCCCUGGAGGGCGAAGACGAGGCCGUGGAGGGACUCUUGCACACCCUCAACGUGAUGGCGCCGCUGCUGCAGGCGCUGGCCCGCCGCGCCCGCGUGCUGUGGCACGUGCACGGCCCCAUAAAGCCGUGGCUAGCCACGCGCAGCGCGCCCAACACCGCCCUGGACAUGAUGAACGUGGCGUCGUGGGCGAGGCUGGGCGGCAGCGACGUGUGGCUGUGGGACUCCCGCACCGUGCUGGCACUGCGCCAGUACACAGAAUGCCGCGCCCUGCACCGCGCCGGCUUGCACGCCCUUGUGCCGCGGGCGUGGGGAUGCACAGACUUCCAGCACCCUGGCAAAGACGUGGAGCGCGCCGCGGGAAACAUGAUCUGGAACCUGGCGUGCAACGCGCGUCUGGCCCUGCACCACUCCCACUGCUGCGCCGCCGACCCGCCCCCGCCGCCCGUCAGAUGACGCCCCCACUCCCCCUACACACAGUCGUGCGUAGUACAUGCACCACACAUCCGUAUGUUCGCCUGUCACUCCCUUGUUAUUCAUUGAAUAGAUCAUUAAGUUUGAAACACUGCCUUUAUUUAGCCCCGAGUGGCCUGGCUGCUCAGGACACCCGUUGCUCAGGAGUACAGCCUCACACGUCCCACGUUUAUCUAUUUAUUUUUAUUUUUAAGAAGGGCACUAGCCGAGGACAAUAAAAAAAGAAAAAAGAAACUGAAAAAGAAAAAGUGGCCGGCCACUAACGUGCCGGUCCUAAAAGAAAGGUGCACGACACU